AUGGCCGCGCCUACCAACCCCCAGCUCCCCUCUCUCGCCAUUCCCAACCCCAACUCAACUACUUACGAAGCUGAUCUCACAGCUGUGGUGUCUUAUGCUCGUUCUCACCCCGCUUCAGUCACCGCUAUGGACACCGUCAAUACUGCUGCUUCCAUGAAGACGUGCGGCGUCUACAGCAAAAUCGCGAACCGCUUUACUACCCCUGCGUACAUGACCGGCAUGACCUGCAGCAACACGGAUGAGAAGGAGCAUAUGGAAUACUUUUACAAUUGGUAUUGCGGGUUCUGUGUUGUCUUCCAUGGUCUUGGUUGUCAGGGCGAUAUUCGCUGGAGUGGUGGACCGAAGUUUCCCCCUAACGAUAGGCACCCUGUCCAUGGUGCUCAGAGUUAUUUCUGCUACUAG
Bipolaris oryzae ATCC 44560 is the source of this 402-nucleotide messenger RNA. RefSeq lists its product as uncharacterized. The record is from RefSeq and is a predicted model, not a curated record. Bases 1 to 402 code for a protein of 133 amino acids. Lineage: Eukaryota; Fungi; Ascomycota; Dothideomycetes; Pleosporales; Pleosporaceae. The transcript is spliced from 2 exons.